GUUUGCUGUGCAUCCCGAAGCCCUGCCUUCUGAGAUGUAGGCAGCCUCGUGCAGGAUCCCAGCCCACUUAUGUGCUCGGCUCGGUUCCGAAAGCUGUCACAUGGGUCCAAGGAAGGAAACAAUCGCUUCCUGAAAUGAUUGUCGUCGCUGUCUGCAUGUCUCGCUGCUUUUACCUCCUCCUCCUCUCAUCUCAGCCGUAACAUCACAACAUCGUGUGUGAUAUUUUUAUUCAUUUCCUUUCUGAUCUUUUGUUUUUGUUUUAUUUUGGGGGCUCGAGGGGUUCGGUUCGGUCCCGCUGAUGAUGAUCAGCAAAGUUAAGAACGCGAUGUCCAACCUGGUCGGGGGAAUGAUGCCGCACGGACACCACCACCACAACCAUCAUCCAGGUGGAGGACAGACCUGUGGCCAGGAAAGCCUCCCGCCUCGCUUCCCCUACGGCCGGCCGGAUUUCUUGGACCUCACCCCGGAGCUCUUGCAGUACUCCACCGAGCACGCGUCACGGCCGGUGCUCGCGCUGAAGAGGGGCAGCAGGCUUCCCUGGCAGACCGGAUACGCAGAGGUGAUCAAUGCGGGAAAGAGCAUGCUGAAUGAGGACCAGGCCUCGUGUGAGAAACUAUUUGUGAGGAAGCCGAGCGGCAAACACAGAAACUCCACAAUGGUAGACGACAGCGGGGAUGGCACAGGAAUCCCUCUCCAAUUCUGGGGGGUGUUUGAUGGACAUGCAGGCUCCGGCGCCGCCAUCAUGGCCUCCAAGCUGCUGCACCGUCUCAUCAGAGAUGGACUUGGGGAGAUCUGCCACCUCCUGGAGAAUCCCAGCAGUCCACCUCCUAUUUGCUUGGCCAAAAAUGGGAGCCCAUACCAAGCGGAGGCGAAGAAGGGAGCCACGCAGGAAUCCGAAGACCCAGAUGCUGUCUGCGACUCCUCAGUACGCUUCCACAUGGAGAAAGUUGUUAGUUUGGAGAGCCUGAUCAUGGGGGUCAUCGAGACCGCCUUCAAACAGAUGGAUGACCUCAUUGAGAAGGAGAAGACUUCCUAUGCCAUUUCCGGUGGCUGCUGUGCCUUAGCUGUCAUUCAUUUAAUGGGGAAACUCUACGUAGCCAAUGCUGGAGAUAGCAGGGCCAUAAUCAUACGAAAUAACGAAGCCAUUCCAAUGACUAAUGAAUUCACACCUGAGUCAGAAAGGCAGCGGUUACAAUAUCUGGGCUUCCUGAGGCCAGAACUCCUGGGAAAUGAGUUCACUCACAUUGAGUUUCCUCGUAGGAUCCAGCACAGCGAAUUAGGCAAGAAGAUGCUCUACAGAGACCACACCAUGACUGGCUGGGCCUAUAAGACAAUCGUAGAAGAUGAUCUAAAAUUCCCACUGAUAUACGGAGAGGGGAAAAAGGCACGUGUAAUGGCAACAAUCGGAGUGACCCGAGGGCUUGGAGAUCACGACCUGAAGGUGUACAACUCCAACAUUUACAUCAAGCCCUUCCUGUCGUGUGUCCCUGAGGUAAAGGUUUAUAACCUGGGUGAAAAUAAACAUGGACCAGAUGACGUCUUGGUCAUGGGCACAGAUGGACUGUGGGACGUAACAACGGACGGGGACGUGGCAGACGCUGUGUCGGCUUACUUGGCGAGCUGUGACCCUUCUGACCCCAUGAGAUACACCCUGGCGGCACAGGACCUUCUGAUGAGGUCACGAGGUGUGCUGAAAGAGCGUGGCUGGCGGCUCCCCAACGAUAAACUGGGCUCUGGCGAUGACAUCACUGUGUUUGUGGUUCCCCUGGCAGGGCUCGAGUCAGAGACUUGAUGGGUUCUGUUGUAGCAAUGGCUAUGACAGGACUAAUGUUAUAGGGUCCCUCUCAAGGUCACUCCAAGCUCCCCAAACCCUGAAAGGAUGAGGCGGUGAGGCAGAAAGGCGUCUUUUGUUUUGGGGGGUGACGAUUUGGGUCUAAGCAGCACCUUAAUUAUCUUUUUCAGACCCACUUCCUUCAUUAUAGCUCGACCCAGGAUCAGUCUCCCAUCACAUCUGGUUUUGUUUAAAAAAAACUCAGUCAGUGAAUUUGUUUUCUCUCACAAAUCUGCAGAUAAUCCUUGUAAUAUAUUAUUUCAUGUUCAUGUUCAAAGCUGGGUUGUUAUUACCCACAAAAAACCUAUUCAUUAUGAUGUUUUGCUGAUGUUGUGACCCUAUUUCUACAGAAAGAAAAAAAAGCCUCCAAAAGUUUCAAAAUCAUACAUAGAAAAUGGGAUUUCUACAGAAAAUGUGAGGAAACCAAAGAAACGCUGCUGCUGGGAUGGAAAAGUAAAAGGAAGAAUCACCAGAAGAAAGGAGAUGAAUGGAUUAGUGGCGCUGAACCCACACAGGAGAUGUUUGGUCUGUUUACAGUAUUUCUGUUGAUGAUGAAUGAAAAAACGGCACCUGAUGCACCUGAAGAUUGUUGCACAUCCUCUUUUUUGUGUUAUAACCGAAUGUGCUUUUUUUCCCAGCUCAGAGACUGGUGGGUUGAACAUUAAAGAAAUUAUAACAUUUAUAUUUUAGUUUAACAUCUUUUUGGUUUUUUGCACGCAGAGGAGGAGGCACCUAUUCCAUGUCUCGCUGUUAGGUUUGUUGAAUUUCACACAUAUGCCUUAUUGAUACAUGAAAGAGACUCAAGAGUUUUCCUCUAUCAUUGCACUAAAUUAGAUUCAUGUAAAAGAGGCAAAAAAAGAUGAAACGUUGUUCUCCGUCCAGUGGACCUCAUACCUCUUUUGUACUGUUUUGUUGUUUCAUGUUAUUUAGAUCAUUCUCAUAUUUUUGAACAUCAUUUUGCUUGUAAGCAGUUACAGAAGUUUAUUUUAGGUUUAAACUCACAACUGUUGCUGUGUCCUAGAAACUGAGCCACCAAAAUGUGUGGAUGAUGUGUCCCAGUUAUGAAGUAAAAUUUUUUCCCAUUC
Nothobranchius furzeri (turquoise killifish) is the source of this 2916-nucleotide messenger RNA. It is a transcript of the gene ppm1j, whose product is annotated as protein phosphatase, Mg2+/Mn2+ dependent, 1J. NCBI's taxonomy places the organism in Eukaryota, Metazoa, Chordata, Actinopteri, Cyprinodontiformes, Nothobranchiidae. Gene Ontology annotation, molecular function: protein serine/threonine phosphatase activity. The record is from RefSeq and is a predicted model, not a curated record. Gene Ontology annotation, biological process: protein dephosphorylation.